Messenger RNA from Juglans microcarpa x Juglans regia, 4125 nucleotides. Its product is annotated as putative disease resistance RPP13-like protein 1. The coding region runs from base 223 to 4125 and encodes 1300 amino acids. The record is from RefSeq and is a predicted model, not a curated record. NCBI's taxonomy places the organism in Eukaryota, Viridiplantae, Streptophyta, Magnoliopsida, Fagales, Juglandaceae. Gene Ontology annotation, molecular function: protein binding; ADP binding. Gene Ontology annotation, biological process: defense response to other organism. The transcript is spliced from 2 exons.
GUAUUGGGUAAAGUGAUUUGCGAAUAACGUGAAUGAAUGAGUUGGCCUCCACUAACACACCCUGAUCUCAUUGAUUUAUUUAUUUUAUUAAUUUCUCAUUAAUUUCUUUACUUCAGUUUUGCUUCUAGCGUUGAAACAAAAGCUCAUCAUAAUCUUAUCUCUCCACUAUUCUUAUCACUUUGCUUCAUUUCCUUUGCUUCCUUCCAUUACAAAUCAGAAACCAUGGCUGAGCUUGCAGGCAUAUUUCUCUCCCCACUCCUCCAAGCGUUUUUUGAAAGGGUGACAUCUCGUGAAUUUGUUUACUUUUUUCGACGAGAAAAACUCGACCAAGCACUCUUGAACAAACUGAAGAUAGCUUUGCUGUCUGUGAAUGCUGUGUUUGAAGAUGCAGAGGAAAAGCAAGUGGUAAAUCCCAACGUAAAAGAAUGGCUCGAUGAGUUGAAAGAUACUAUCUAUGAUGCAGAGGACACCUUGGAUGAGAUUGAUACCGAAGUCAUGCGUUGCGAGUUGGAUGCUGAAUUUCAUACCACUACAAGCAAGGUACGAAAAGCCAUCUCUACUUCUCUUAAAGUACCAUUUGUCAAGAAAAUAGAACCAAAGAUAAAACAAGUGCUUGACAGAUUGGAGUAUCUUGUAAGUCAAAAGAACAAUAUGGGUCUAAAAGAAGGCGUUCAAGGAAAUCCAUCUGAAAGAUUGCCCACAACUUCUUUGGUUGAAGAAUCUGGUAUUUGUGGUAGAGAAGAUGAUAAGGAGAAAAUAAUUAAUUCCUUGUUCUCAGAUGAUGUAAGUGGCAAUAAGUUGUUUGUGAUUGCUAUUGUCGGUAUGGGAGGGCUCGGCAAGACCACCCUUGCUCAGCUUGUAUACAAUGACGAGAGCGUGAAGGAACAUUUUGACCUUAAAGCAUGGGCUUGUGUUUCGGAUGACUUUGACGUCUUUAAGGUAACAAAAGCAAUUCUAGAGGGAGUAGAUUCAUCCGCUAAUGGUGAUGGUAAGACUUUAAACUGGCUUCAAACUACACUAAAGGAGAGUUUGACGGGAAAGAAAUUUCUACUUGUUUUAGAUGAUGUUUGGAAUGAUAAUUAUAUUAAUUGGGAGGUCUUAAGUAAUCCCUUCAGAUUUGGAGCACAAGGGAGCAGAGUUUUGGUAACCACACGUGAAGAACGAGUAGCAUCGGUCAUGCAAACUACUUUACCUUACUAUCUGAAGGCAUUACCAGAAAAAGAAUGUUGGUCACUUUUUGUAAGACAUGCGUUUCGUGGCAGUAUCCAUCCAGAGCUAGAAGCAAUUGGAAGACAGAUCGUGGAAAAAUGCAAAGGUCUGCCUUUAGCAGUCAAGACAAUUGGAGCUCUCUUGUGGUCUAAAGUAGAUGCUGAUGAUUGGAAUAAAAUAUUAAAGAGCGAGGUGUGGGACAUGUCGACUGAAAUUAUUCCUGCUCUAAGAUUAAGUUAUAAAUAUUUGCCCUCACAUUUAAAGCGAUGCUUUGCUUAUUGUUCGAUAUUUCCAAAAGAUGAAUUUUUCACAAAAAAGAAAUUAGUCCUAUUGUGGAUGGCAGAAGGUUUCUUGAAAAAAUCUAAAGACAAAACAAUGGAGCAAGUCGGUCAUGAUUACUUCUCUGAUCUGGAAUCGAGAUCGUUAUUAUUUAAACAAUCAAGUCCUGUGUUUGAUCUAGAUUUUGGAACGUUUGUUUCAAGCUUCGGAAUGCAUGAUCUUGUCAACGACUUAGCAAGAUUUGUAUCUGGGCAAUUUACCUUUAGAUUGGAGGGUGGCAAUUCGCUCCAAGUUACGAACAAGACUCGUCACUUAUCAAUUGUUGAAAACAUCCCAAAGACGUUAGAGGCACUUUACAAGGCCAAGGGGUUGCGCACUUUUCUCCCAAUAAAUUCUGCUUUUUGGAAUGGAACACUCCCACAUGAUUCGUUGCCCAUGUUGAGAUUCUUACGAGUGCUUUCCUUAGUAAGGAAUAGAAAUUUAACUGAGUUGCCUGAUUCAAUUGGCAAAAUUAGACAUCUACGAUAUUUGGAUCUCUCUGAAACACGAAUUAGAAAACUACCUGAUUCUAUAUGUAAAUUGUGCAAUUUGCAAACAUUGGGAUUACAGAAUUGUCUGUAUCUUACUGCAUUGCCUAGAGAUAUGCAUAAACUCGUUAGUUUGCGUCAUCUUUUUUUAAAUGGAAGUGCCAUAACAGAGAUGCCGUUACAACUGGGUAGACUAAAAUGUCUACAGACUUUGGAUAUAUUUGUUGUCAACAAACAUUGCGGAUCAAGCAAUAUUGGGGAGUUGGGGAAGCUUGAAUAUAUUGGGGGGAAUCUCUCUAUUGAGAACCUCCAAAAUGUCAAAUCUCCUGUCUAUGCUUUGGAUGCAAGCUUGAAGGAUAAGAAGCACCUUGAGGGCUUCAGGCUGAGAUGGGACGCUACAAGUAGCAAUAUUUCAGACAGUGAUCAAAUAACUGUAUUGGAGAAUCUCCGACCCCAUACAAACUUGAAAAGUCUCAAUAUCGACAAUUAUGGUGGUAAGAGCUUUCCGAAUUGGAUCGCUCAUCAUUCGUUCUCUAAGAUAGAAUCUAUUAAUCUCUACAAUUGUAAAUAUUGCCACAUCUUGCCAUCAUUUGGACAACUACACGCUCUCGAGAGCCUCUACAUCAUUGGGUUUCAUGGAAUUGCUAGAGUGGGUAUGGAGUUCUAUGGUAGCGAUUCUUCUACGUUUAAGCCAUUCGAAGCCUUGAAAGUUCUAAAGUUUGAAGACAUGCCAGAUUGGGUAAAGUGGUUAUGUUUUGAUUCUGAAAAUGAAGGUGAAGCUUUUCCUCAUCUUGAAGAGCUUUAUAUUAUUAAGUGCCCCAAGCUAACAGGAGGGUUGCCCAUCCAUCUUCCUUCUUUAGCCAGACUUAUGAUUGUUGAAUGUUCGCAGCUGGAGGCCUCACUCCCAAGGUCUCCUACUCUACGUCAAUUGGAGUUAACAAAUUGUAAUAAGGUUCUAUUAAAUGAAUUGUCAUCUGGAUUGCGAAAACUAGUACUUAAAGGAUCUGAUGCAUUACAGUCCCUACCAGAGGGAGUGAUGGAUUCCAGCAGUCCUCUUCAAGAAUUGGAAAUCGAUGGUUGUUGCUCGCUCAUGUUACUUUCCGAUGAUGGUCUACCCUCCACAUUAGAAACUCUUAAGAUCUCACACUGUAAGAAGUUAGAAUUCCCAGUGCACUUCAACUAUUCAUCCCUCAAACUGUUGUACUUGAAAAAUAGUUGUGAUUCUCUUAGGUGCUUUCCCAUAAACUUAAUCGCAGAUAUCGAUGUUUUCACCAUCGAGGGAUGUGAGAAUCUGGAGUCUCUUACUGAUUCAGAACAACAUGAUAGUGAUUUAGCCGCCUCGAUUAUAAGAAUCAAGAAUUGCCCUAAUUUCGUAUCAUUUCCAGAUGGAGGAUUGCGUGCCCAAAAACUGAAAACAUUUGAGAUAGGUGAUUGUGGGAGUUUAAGGACGUUGCCUGACAAGAUGCACCUACUCCUUCCAUCUCUUGAGUCACUAUCUAUCAGCAAGUGUCCAAUGCUGCAAUCAUUUGGUGAAGGGGACUUGCCUACCAAUUUAAAAUCGAUUUUCAUCGAAGAUUGUGACAUAAUUGUUGCCUGUCGAACGACAUGGGGUCUGCAAAAACUCCACUCUCUUAAAAAAUUGUCAAUCCAUGGCAAAUGCGAAGAUGUGGAGUCUUUUCCAGAGCCGGCGUUGCUGCCCAUGACUAUGACCCGUCUUGCCAUCUCUAGAUUUUCAAAUAUGACAUCUCUAGACAAGAAGGGCCUUCAACACCUCACCGUUCUUGAAGACUUGUAUAUCUGUAACCUCCCAAGGCUUAAGUUCAUGCCAGAAGAGAGAUUGUUCGACUCCAUUUCUACUCUGAUCCAUCUUACCAUCGGUGAAAUUCCAAAUAUGAUAUCUUUGGACAACUUGGGCCUUCAACACCUCACGUCUUUGAAGACGAUGGAGAUCUAUGAUUGUCAUAAUCUGAAGUUCUUGCCAAAAGAUGGGUUUCCUGCCUCCAUUUCUACUCUAAAGAUCAUCAGAUGUCCACUGUUGGAGAAACAGUUGCAAAAUAAAAAAGGAAAAGAAUGGCGCAAGGUCGCUCACAUCCCUAAUAAAGUGAUUUGA